UACCUAAAGAAAUAGCCUCAAGAUGAACUUCCUUCUGGAAACAUUCAAAGUCAUCGGACUUAUUGUUUAUUACUCACUGGAGUCGCUAGUAUUCUUCAUUGUGCCUAGGCGGAAGAAGAAUGUUAGUGGUGAAAUAGUAUUAAUAACAGGAGCAGGAAGUGGCAUUGGAAGAAUCUUAUCUUUAAAGUUUGCCAGCCUUGGAGCCACAGUGGUUCUCUGGGACAUUAAUCAAGAGGGGCUCAAGGAGACAAGUAGACUGGCGAGAGAAAAUGGAGCAGUGAGAGUGCACUGUUAUGUCUGUGACUGUAGCAAAAGGCAGGACAUCUACAGAGUAGCUGAUCAGGUUAAAAAAGAAGUUGGCGAUGUUAGCAUCCUAGUCAACAAUGCUGCUGUUGUAACUGGGAAGAGAUUUCUUGAUUGUCCAGAUUCACUUGUGGAAAAAACCAUGGAAGUGAACACAAUGGCACACUUCUGGACUUACAAAGCCUUCCUCCCAGCAAUGAUGGCCUCUAACCAUGGACACCUGGUUAGUAUUGCAAGCUCAGCAGGACUGGCUGGAGUUAAUCGCCUUUCAGAUUACUGUUCAAGUAAAUUUGCAGCAGUGGGUUUUGCAGAGUCAGUUGAUUCAGAGAUGAGAAAUCUGGGAAAGACUGGUGUUAAAACCACAAUUGUGUGUCCUUACAUCAUAAACACGGGAAUGUUUGAUGGCUGCAGAACCAAGUGGCCACGUCUGCUUCCCACUCUAGAUCCAGAGUAUGUGGCUGAGAAGAUAGUCACUGCUGUUCGUCAGGACCAAGAAAUACUGCUGCUACCACGCAGUCUUUAUUUUUUAUUUGCUUUGAAAAAUAUCCUACCAGUGAAAACAAGUGUUCUCAUUGCGGAUUAUUUGGGAAACCCCAACAUCAUGGAUAACUUUAAAGGUCGAGCGAAGAAGGACUGA
Molecule: messenger RNA, 940 nt
Organism: Balearica regulorum gibbericeps (East African grey crowned-crane)
Lineage: Eukaryota; Metazoa; Chordata; Aves; Gruiformes; Gruidae
Source: RefSeq, a predicted model, not a curated record